AUGAGGAGAGCAGAUUUUCACUUUCAUCUGAAAUGUCAGGAGCUCAGAAUUACCCACCUUGCAUAUGCUGAUGAUCUCCUACUAUUCUCUAGAGGUGAUAGAUCCUCCACGAGGGUUAUCAUGGGUUGCUUAGAGCAGUUCGAAAUGAUGGAGGGUUUGCGGCCGAAUUUGAACAAAUCAUGUAUUUAUAUGGCUGGCCUAGAGGGAGAUGCACGACAGGAGUUGCUCACCAUCACAGGUUUUCAGGAGGGGCACAUGUCUUAUAGAUACCUGGGGAUCCCACUAGCAUCAGAAAAGCUCAAAAUUACAGAUUAUGGUCCCUUGAUGGAUGCGUUGAGCAGGAAGAUCAGUAUAUGGCCGAAGCUUACUCUUUCUUAUGCAGGGAGAGUUCAGUUGAUACAGUCAGUGCUGCAAGGAGUGGAGUGCUAUUGGAUGUCGAUCUUGCCAUUACCGAUGGGAGUUGUGGAGCGGUACUAUGGCGAAUACAUGAUAAGCAGGAUGCUCUCUGGAUUCGAUGGGUUCAUCACACUUACUUAUAGGACAGACAUAUGGCGAUGGAGAAACAGGCACACUGACUCUCCACUUCUGAAGAGGCUAGUACAGAUACGGGACCGCAUGGUUACUUCAGUUGGAUCCGUACAGAUGGUACAACAGACCCUGGCAGGUUGGUUUGGCCAGGCCAGCUCGACUCACAGAGGCGUCAGUCAGGCAUAUGAUUUCUUCCGAGAUACUGGAGCCCGUGCACUAUGGACACAGACAGUAUGGAGGAAACAUAUCCAACCCAGCCAUAGCUUCACCCUAUGGUUACUUGCACAUCGUAGGUUACCUACCAAGGAUCGAUUGGAGUACCUUGGGGAGGCUGACAGGAUUUGCUUAUUAUGUGGCUCGAAGGAGGAGACGCAGGAUCAUCUAUUUUUCGGAUGCCCACAGAUACGAUGGAUAUGGGACUGUAUCAGGGAUUGGCUACACAUGACACAAGAUGACUACGCAUCGACGGAUGUUGUGGGUGUUCGUGCGGCGCUACCGGGGGACGGGGAUACUGAUGCGAGCGCGCCACGCUGCUAUGGCUAUGAUGAUACAUUAUGUUUGGCAGGCCCACAACCAGUUGCGAUUUGA
This is a messenger RNA of Zingiber officinale, 1116 nucleotides long. RefSeq lists its product as uncharacterized. NCBI's taxonomy places the organism in Eukaryota, Viridiplantae, Streptophyta, Magnoliopsida, Zingiberales, Zingiberaceae. The record is from RefSeq and is a predicted model, not a curated record. The transcript is spliced from 2 exons. The coding region runs from base 1 to 1116 and encodes 371 amino acids.